This is a messenger RNA of Zophobas morio, 1383 nucleotides long. RefSeq names its product proteasome subunit beta type-5-like. Gene Ontology annotation, molecular function: threonine-type endopeptidase activity. The record is from RefSeq and is a predicted model, not a curated record. Gene Ontology annotation, cellular component: proteasome core complex. Lineage: Eukaryota; Metazoa; Arthropoda; Insecta; Coleoptera; Tenebrionidae. The coding region runs from base 529 to 1362 and encodes 277 amino acids. The transcript has 6 exons.
AUUAAACUGGUUUGACGCGAGGCUCAUAAAUGUUCGGCUAACUCCUGGGAAAACUGUUCGAAAUUUAGUUAAACAGUACUGACGCCUGAGAUCAACUAUACCUUGAAAGAUGUUUUAGGUAGCAUAAUAAAAGAUGCUAAAGGCCGUUAAGGAGUUGGGGAUCAACGUCACUCACUUUAUUAUAUUUUUCCCAUCUUAAAUUAUCUACACGGUCCUUCGAGUGAUUUACCGAGUUUAGCUCAAGAAGUGCUUCAUCGGUAGUUGUGAGGGAAGGUUGCAUUCGCGGGGCAUUCGAGAUAGCCAACAAUAAGUCUAGCCUUAGUCGGAAGCUGCUGAAAUCUUUUGAUCCUCUUGAUAACUUUCUAGAAGGUACCCCCCUCCUUCCCACCCCCCCUAUCCACCCUAUCAUCGACUCUCCUUAUUUCCUCACUGCCGAAGUCUUCUUAAAUUUCCUACCGUAUCUACCAUUUCUAUACUAGCAACCACUUUAUUUUUGCUUGCUCGCUAUUUAUUCACAGCUAUACCAUAAUGCUCUUUUCUGAAAAGACUCGUACACUUGACUCUAUACUAAAUGCGGACCCUGUAGACUCACUUUUUUCCGACCUUUUACCUACAGCAAAUAACAACCUCGCUCGACAUAAUUUUGAGGUAGCUCCUGUAAAGGAAGCUACGAGUUUUGUCAAGAAGUGGAACAACUCUUGUCAUGAAAAUUUAAAAAUAAAAUUUAACCACGGCACGACCACUCUCGGUUUUAUUUAUCAGGGUGGUGUAAUAGUAGCAGUUGAUUCUCGUGCAACUGCUGGCUCUUACAUCGCUUCUCAAACUGUCAAGAAAGUUAUUGAGAUAAAUCCUUAUCUCCUUGGUACAAUGGCUGGAGGAGCAGCAGAUUGUUCAUUCUGGGAGCGGCAGUUGGCUCUGCAGUGCAGACUACACGAAUUGCGGAAUAAAGAUAGAAUUUCGGUGGCAGCCGCCUCUAAAGUUCUUGCCAAUAUGGUUUACAGCUAUAAAGGAAUGGGUCUUUCCAUGGGAACGAUGCUCGCUGGCUGGGACAAGAGGGGUCCCGGCCUUUACUAUGUGGACAACGACGGGACUCGGCUAAAAGGAAAGUUGUUCAGUGUUGGUUCUGGCUCCACUUAUGCCUACGGAGUGCUCGACGCUGAGUACGACAACGAGCUGCAUGACGAGGCCGCCAGAGAGCUCGGGCGCAGAGCUAUCUACCACGCGGCUCACAGGGACGCCAUGUCGGGCGGCUUCGUUUCAGUCUACCACGUGAAGGAGGACGGAUGGGAAUUUGUAAGCAGAACGGACGUGGCUGAGCUCCACAGUAUAUAUAAAACAGACCAGUUCCUGCCAGUUUCUUAAAAGCCGGUCUUUAUAUGCAGA